CUCCCAGAGCUGCUGGCUAUCGGGCACAGCGAGAAUGACGGAAUCAGGGUUCAAGGCGACAUGGAGUAUAUAUAAGGAUUGUUGAUCUGCCGUUUUUAGUUGUACAUCAAUUCAAUCAGCUCAUUAUCCACCCCUGCAACAUACUAUCAUACCUUCAUCUCCUACAACCUACUCAAGCAACAUCUACUCAAGAUGUCAGACCGAAACAACAACGGCUAUGCCAACGAUGGCUAUUCGGAGACCAGCGACUACUCCAACAAAGAGUACUCGAACAGGGACAAUUAUGCGCAGCAGGACCGGGAUUUCCAAAGAGAGUCGGCCAACAGUGGCUAUUCCAACAACGACUAUGCGCGACAAGACAGAAAUCAGCAAGGAGAGGCCAACGGCUACUACCAGCAGAAUAACAACCGCAAUAACUACGCGCAGCAAGACCGACAGCAAGACCGGAAUCCAGGAGGAAACCGAAAUAACGGAUACUCAAACAACCAGGGUUACUCAAACAACCGUGACCGAGGGUACUCCAAUAACGACUACAAUAACAACGGCCAAGGCCGCCCUCGCUUACUGAACUUCCGCCAGCGACGACAGGACCGCAGAAACGGCAAUGGUGGAGGCCGAGGAUUCGGAAUCAUAUCCGGCAUUCGACAGGCCAUUGUGGAGAAGAGCACGGGCGGAGGGUCAAGUGGAGGAAACGGCGGGAGGUAUUAGGUUGUUGAAGUGUACACACACACAGAGAGAGAGAGAGAGAGAGAGAGAGAGAGAGAGAGAGAGAGAGAGAGAGAGAGAGAGA
This is a messenger RNA of Mytilinidion resinicola, 790 nucleotides long. RefSeq lists its product as uncharacterized. Lineage: Eukaryota; Fungi; Ascomycota; Dothideomycetes; Mytilinidiales; Mytilinidiaceae. The transcript is spliced from 2 exons. The coding region runs from base 193 to 708 and encodes 171 amino acids. The record is from RefSeq and is a predicted model, not a curated record.